GAAUCGUCCUCUUCCCCUUCAAAGCGAACAUGGCUGCUCUCAAUUUGCCCGCUGACGUUAUCGCCAGCGCCGAUGGCUCUCGCAAGCUCUUCAACAAGUGGUCCUACGAGGACGUUGAGGUCAAGGACAUUUCGCUCCAGGACUACAUCCAGGUCCGCCAGCACAUCUUUGUUCCUCACACUGCUGGUCGUUUCGCUUCCAAGCGUUUCCGCAAGGCUCAGUGCCCUGUCGUUGAGCGUCUCACCAACUCUCUUAUGAUGCACGGCCGUAACAACGGAAAGAAGCUCAUGGCUGCUCGCAUUGUCCAGCACGCUUUCGAGAUCAUCAACCUUCUCACUGACCAGAACCCCGUUCAGGUUCUUGUUGAUGCCAUCAUCAACACCGGUCCCCGUGAAGACUCCACCCGUAUUGGUUCCGCCGGUACUGUCCGUCGUCAAGCUGUUGAUGUUUCUCCUCUCCGUCGUGUCAACCAGGCCAUCUCUUUGUUGACCACCGGUACCCGCGAAUCUGCUUUCCGCAACGUCAAGACCAUUGCUGAGUGCCUUGCUGAUGAGCUCAUCAACGCCGCCAAGGGAUCCUCCAACUCUUAUGCCAUCAAGAAGAAGGACGAACUUGAGCGUGUUGCCAAGUCCAACCGAUAAAUGCUUUUUGGUUUAUACUACUUUUUACUUGUCCUAACGUGGUGACUUGGGCCAUUGAAAUGAAAUGUGUGUAUAUACACAGAAUAAAACAUUGAUAAAACCUGGAUAUCACGGUGUUAAAUAUA
This is a messenger RNA of Umbelopsis ramanniana AG, 766 nucleotides long. RefSeq lists its product as uncharacterized. The record is from RefSeq and is a predicted model, not a curated record. The transcript is spliced from 5 exons. Gene Ontology annotation, biological process: ribosomal small subunit assembly; translation. The coding region runs from base 30 to 641 and encodes 203 amino acids. Gene Ontology annotation, molecular function: mRNA binding; structural constituent of ribosome; rRNA binding. Gene Ontology annotation, cellular component: ribosome; cytosolic small ribosomal subunit. Lineage: Eukaryota; Fungi; Mucoromycota; Umbelopsidomycetes; Umbelopsidales; Umbelopsidaceae.